AGACCGGUCGGCGCACGUCCCAUGCCACAUGGACUCGCCUUUGUCGGGGGCCGCCUUUCUCGUCAGGCCGCGACGACAGGGCUGUGCCUUAUUUGUCUCUGUCGAGAGCAGUGCCGGGAACGGAGUUGGCGUUCUAUAAGGCCUUGCUGAAUAAAUGACGGGCGUGUGUGUCAUUCAUUCAGCAAGGACUGAGUGAGUGCUUACUAUUGUGUCACCGGGAUCGAUGUGGAGGGACAUUUUUAGGAUCUAUUUCUGGCGCUUUAGUCCUGUUUUCUCCUGGACAAUAUUCUUGCCCCGCACCCCAUCGGGCGAUUCUCCGCUGUCUUUGGGCUUUGUCCCUUUUUUUUUGGAAGUUGCAGAGUGAUGAUAAAUGAUUUUCUUUGCUCUUAUUGACUGCUAGGCCCUGUGGCUAGGUACCAUAGACCUACACAGGAGUAAAUCAGCCUGGUAUGCAGGCCAGAGACCGGUGGGGAGGCAGACACACAAACAGAAAAUUGGGCUACAGUGCUAAGAUGCUGUAAGAAGAGGUUAACUAAAGGACAGGAAGGUGGGGCCAAUAGGUGGAGCUGCUGUGUACAUCAGAGAUUGUCUUUCAAGGCGAGGGGCCUCCCAUCUCAAGAUGUGAUACAGGGACCAUGGCCAACUGUGAGCGUACCUUCAUUGCGAUCAAACCAGAUGGGGUCCAGCGGGGUCUUGUCGGAGAGAUUAUCAAGCGUUUUGAGCAGAAAGGAUUCCGCCUUGUUGGUCUGAAAUUCAUGCAAGCCUCUGAAGACCUUCUCAAGGAACACUACAUUGACCUGAAGGACCGUCCGUUCUUUGCCGGCCUGGUGAAAUACAUGCACUCAGGGCCGGUAGUUGCCAUGGUCUGGGAGGGGCUGAAUGUGGUGAAGACAGGCCGAGUCAUGCUCGGGGAGACCAACCCUGCGGACUCCAAGCCUGGGACCAUCCGUGGCGACUUCUGCAUACAAGUUGGCAGGAACAUUAUACAUGGCAGUGAUUCCGUGGAGAGUGCAGAGAAGGAGAUCGGCUUGUGGUUUCACCCUGAGGAACUGGUAGAUUACAUGAGCUGUGCUCAGAACUGGAUCUAUGAAUGACAGGAGAGCAGGCCACAAUGCUUUCACAUCCAUUUCUCCUCCUUCCCACGGGCAGAGGACCAGGCCCUAGGAAAUCUAGUUAUUUAAAGGAACUUCGUCAUAAUUUGGAAGGAAGUUCUUGGAGCUGUGAGUGCUCCCUGUACAGUGUUACCAUCCCCUACCAUCUGAUUAAAAUGCUUCCUCCCAACUUAGGAUUCAUUGAGUUGGUUACUUUG
Cercocebus atys (sooty mangabey) is the source of this 1309-nucleotide messenger RNA. RefSeq names its product NME/NM23 nucleoside diphosphate kinase 1 (gene NME1). Gene Ontology annotation, molecular function: nucleoside diphosphate kinase activity. Gene Ontology annotation, biological process: CTP biosynthetic process; UTP biosynthetic process; GTP biosynthetic process. Bases 636 to 1094 code for a protein of 152 amino acids. Lineage: Eukaryota; Metazoa; Chordata; Mammalia; Primates; Cercopithecidae. The transcript is spliced from 5 exons. The record is from RefSeq and is a predicted model, not a curated record.